CACUGUCAAUAUCAAACUCCGUCGCUGUGAUUGAUUUUGCAUUAUCAGUUGUCAUUCUGUGUUUUGAAAACAAAGAAAAAUGGGAAAAAUAUUUCUACACCAUAUUGGUGGGACUCGUUUAUUUUCAUGUGCCACUUGUGAUGUGAAUCUCACUAAUCGUGCGGAGUUAAUCAGCACGAGAUUUACCGGAGCAACAGGGAGGGCAUUUCUGUUUCACAAGGUUGUGAACCUUGUGUACUCUGAGGUGCAAGAUCGAGUGAUGCUGACUGGGCGGCACAUGGUGCGUGAUGUUUCUUGCAAGAACUGCACCAACAAGCUUGGCUGGGUCUAUGAAUUUGCCACCGAAGAGAACCAACGAUAUAAGGAGGGUCGCGUUAUAUUGGAGCGGGCGCUGGUUACUGAAAGUGAUGGCAUUGAGGAAAUUCAAGUGAACAAUGAUGAUUGAUACUGUAGCAAUUUACUGCAGAAUAUAUUAUUUUUCACUAGUAA
Papilio polytes (common Mormon) is the source of this 489-nucleotide messenger RNA. RefSeq names its product protein yippee-like 5 (gene Yippee). The transcript is spliced from 3 exons. The record is from RefSeq and is a predicted model, not a curated record. Lineage: Eukaryota; Metazoa; Arthropoda; Insecta; Lepidoptera; Papilionidae. Bases 80 to 445 code for a protein of 121 amino acids.